AUGGCUCAAUCGGGCGGCGGUGGCGGUAACAAUAACAGCAGCAAUGGUGGUGGCAGUGGCGGUAACAAUGGCAAUAACAACAAUAACGGCGGCAGUGGCGGUAACAAUAACAAUAAUGGUGGUGGAAACAAGAAGGCAGAGGAGUUGCAGCCAUACCCAGUAAAAGAGCAGCUGCCUGGUGUUCAGUAUUGUGUUAACAGUCCUCCUCCAUGGCCUGAAGCUGUGAUGUUGGGUUUCCAGCAUUACCUUUUGACUCUUGGUAUUACAAUCUUCAUUCCAAGUCUGCUUGUUCCUCAAAUGGGUGGAGGCGAUAUUGAGAAGGCUAGGGUGGUGCAAACCAUGCUCUUUGUUUCAGGGUUGAACACAUUCAUGCAAUCUCUGUUCGGAACCCGGCUUCCCUCAGUGGUGGUGGGUUCAUAUACAUAUGUAAUCCCCACAACUUCAAUAAUCCUAGCCAGUAGAUAUAAGGCAACCACAGAUCCUCAUGAGAAAUUUUCGGAGACUAUGCGAGGUAUACAAGGCGCUCUAAUCAUCACUGCCAGUUUUCAGAUGAUUAUGGGUUUCCUAGGCUUGUGGAGAAUUGCUGUCAGGUUUCUUAGCCCUCUUUCUGUUGUCCCAUUCAUAACUUUUGCUGGACUUGGGCUUUCUCAGCUUGGUUUCCCUUUGUUGGCCAGAUGUGUUGAACUUGGGCUUCCAGAGUUGAUCAUCGUGGUUUUCGUCUCACAGUAUCUUUCUCGUUUUAUACAUACAAAGAGGCAAAUCUGUGGCAGAUUUUCAGUGUUGUUCUCUGUUGCAAUUGUAUGGUUGUUCGCACAAAUUCUAACCUCAAGUGGUGUGUAUAACAACACACCAGAAAACACUCAGAUCAGUUGCCGCACCGAUCGUUCUGGCCUUAUUAGUGCAGCUCCCUGGAUAUAUAUUCCAUAUCCUUUUCAAUGGGGGAGCCCUACUUUUAAUGCAGGAGAAGCUUUUGCAAUGAUUGCUGCUUCUUUUGUUUCUCUCUUCGAGUCCUCUGGUACAUUUUAUGCUACAGCAAGAUAUGGGAGUGCCACACCCGUACCACCUUCUGUCAUUAGCCGCGGCGUUGGCUGGCUGGGUGUAGGAGUGUUACUAAAUGGGAUGUUUGGUUCUCCAACUGGCACUACUGCGUCAGUGGAAAAUGCUGGCCUAUUGGCAUUGACAAGAGUUGGAAGUCGUAGAGUUAUCCAAAUAUCAGCCUUUUUCAUGAUUUUCUUCUCUGUAUUUGGAAAAAUCGGAGCACUUUUCGCUUCAAUUCCUGUACCAAUCAUAGCAGCUCUUUACUGUGUCUUAUUUGGCUAUGUUGCUUCUGCAGGCCUUGGUUUUCUCCAAUUUUGUAACCUGAACAGUUUCAGAACAAAAUUUAUAUUGGGAUUCUCUUUCUUCAUGGGAGUUUCAGUACCACAAUACUUCAGAGAAUAUAGGUCUGGCCAUGAUCACGGUGGUCCAAGAUGGUUCGAGGACAUAGUAAAUGUCAUCUUCAUGUCACACACAACAGUAGCUGCUUUGGUUGCUGUAAUAUUGGAUAACUCUCUGUCUCGUGAAAACGAUGCAACGAGAAAAGACAGCGGUUUAAACUGGUGGGAGAAGUUCAGCUUAUACCCUUCUGAUGUUAGAAAUGAUGAAUUCUACGCACUGCCGUGCAGAUUGGACAAGUUUUUCCCAGCCCUUUGA
Molecule: messenger RNA, 1692 nt
Organism: Prunus mume (Japanese apricot)
Lineage: Eukaryota; Viridiplantae; Streptophyta; Magnoliopsida; Rosales; Rosaceae
Source: RefSeq, a predicted model, not a curated record